Molecule: messenger RNA, 1284 nt
Organism: Eutrema salsugineum
Lineage: Eukaryota; Viridiplantae; Streptophyta; Magnoliopsida; Brassicales; Brassicaceae
Product: cysteine-rich repeat secretory protein 11
Exons: 4
Coding region: 325-1239 (304 amino acids)
Biological process (GO): transport of virus in multicellular host; plasmodesmata-mediated intercellular transport
Cellular component (GO): plasmodesma
Source: RefSeq, a predicted model, not a curated record
AAAAUUUCUCUCUCUUUCACCAUAAAAAUCAAAACCAGAAACCCAGAAGAAGAAAAUAAAGAGCUUUUACUGAGCCACCAAACAACACUACCAGUCACAGAAUUUUACAAAAAACCCAAAAUUCCAAAAACCAAAAAGAGUUGAAAAUCCAAGAAACCCCACAAAGAUUCAAUCUUUCACAUUCAUUUCUCAUUACUCAUCUCCCAUAAAAACAUAGAAACAGCCUCAAAAUCUCUUUCCCCCACUACACUCAUACAACAAAGAUAAAAUGAUUUGAUUUUGACCAAAGCUUCUUCCACAUAACAAAAAAAAAGAAAAAGAAAAAUGGGCUUUUCACUGAAGCUAUCGUCUCUUUGCAUCAUCAUCAUACUCUCCAUGGCUCUGUUCUCAGAUCUCGAGCUAGCAAAAUCUUCAUCACCAGACUACACAAACUUAAUCUACAAAGGGUGUGCGAGACAGCAAUUCUCAGAUCCAUCUGGUUUAUACUCACAGUCACUCUCUGCAAUGUUUGGCUCAUUGGUCUCUCAAUCAACGAAAACCAGGUUCUACAAAACCACAACCGGAACAACUAGCCAAACCACCAUUACUGGUCUUUUCCAAUGCAGAGGAGACUUGAGCAACAACGACUGUUACAACUGUGUUAGUCGUCUUCCUGUUCUCUCUGGUAAGCUCUGUGGCAAAACCAUUGCCGCUAGGGUUCAGCUCUCCGGCUGUUAUCUUCUCUAUGAAGUCGCUGGCUUUGCCCAAAUUUCAGGGAUGGAGAUGUUGUUCAAGACAUGUGGGAAGAACAACAUCGCCGGAACAGGAUUCGAAGAGAGGAGAGACACUGCGUUUGGGGUAAUGCAAAACGGAGUCGUUUCAGGCCACGGUUUCUACGCGACGACAUACGAAUCAGUUUCCGUUUUAGGACAAUGCGAAGGCGAUGUCGGCGAUUCGGAUUGUAGCGGCUGUAUCAAAAAUGCGUUAGAGAAAGCUCAAGUCGAAUGUGGAAGCUCAAUUUCUGCUCAGAUUUAUCUUCACAAGUGUUUCAUCGCUUAUAGUUAUUAUCCAAAUGGUGUUCCCAGAAGCUCUUCUUCUUACCAUAGCUCUGGCUCUUCGGGUUCUUCUUCUUCUUCAGAAACAGGAACAACAGGCAAAACGGUGGCAAUAAUAGUAGGAGGAACAGCUGGUGUUGGAUUUCUUGUCAUUUGCUUGCUUUUCGUCAAAAACUUGAUGAAGAAGAAAUAUGACGAUUAUUGAAAAUGAAUAGGAUGAAGACAACGAAAUGAGUCCAAACCCGAAAUA